AUGGCUAAGCGGCAAGCUCAGACACGGCCAACGAGCUUAGAAACUGCCCCGGCGGCCUCCUGGUCACCGUCGCCGUCACCCUCUCCGCCCUCCUCCCCCUCCGCACGCUCGCCCGACCUGUCGCUCUCGCACGCCGACCGGCUGAAGCUGCUCGAGCAGCAUGGACCGAUGCGACCGUCCGAGUUGGGGCUGCCGAACGGGAAGGACAGGGAAAAGGAGGCGAUGGUCGUGUUCAGUCCGGAGGAAUUGGAGAGACUGGUUCAGCAGCAGCAACUCGGUGGAAGUGAGGGAGCGGAUGCGGUCAAGGAGGCUAUCAACGGGGCUCAAGUAGGAGAGGAGCUGGACGUGGAGGCGGAGGAUCUCAUGUUGUGGGAAGAGAUCGUCAAUGCAAUUCUAUGGACGGUUCCGUUCGGGUUUCUCUUUACUGGCAUGGACUAUGCAGUACACGCACAGUUUGGGCAGGAACUCGUUCCUCGAGAAGAACUCACCCGGUUACUGAACUUCCUCCCAGCUCUGUUACUGCUCAACUUCCUCGUUUCGCGCCCCUCCUCACGCACCCUUCUCCCUCCAACGAUUCUCCAAUCCGCCCUGACGGUCCUCUCCAUUUCCACCGGCAUCUCGACGAUCCACACUUGCACCUCAGAAGGCUAUCUGCGCGUCAUGAGCCGCGCGCCGGCGCUAGGCGUCGUCUGGUGCUGGACAAUCGUCCGGCUAGAGCUGGGAUGGUCGGUGUUGGCGCUGGCGGGGGUCGGUCUAGGGGUUUGGGCGAGGGGAGGCGAUAUGAAGUGGCUCAAGGGGUUGGUCUGA
Rhodotorula toruloides NP11 is the source of this 807-nucleotide messenger RNA. RefSeq lists its product as uncharacterized. The transcript is spliced from 3 exons. NCBI's taxonomy places the organism in Eukaryota, Fungi, Basidiomycota, Microbotryomycetes, Sporidiobolales, Sporidiobolaceae. The record is from RefSeq and is a predicted model, not a curated record. Bases 1 to 807 code for a protein of 268 amino acids.